GGAGACUGGUACACACGAUGUAACCCGCUGCUGCUCUCUGUGUGCAGGUCAGAGGCCCAGACAAGGAUUGCAGCCAUGAUGGAAAGGCACAAGACAGACACUGCCGAGUACCACAUGGAGAUGCAGGAGCAGGAGCGUAUCCUUGCACGGGAGAGCAAAUGGAAAGCCUUCAUGCUUGCCAGAUUUACGGAUCGCUCUGAACUGGAGGAAGAGGCCAAAAGGAAAAGCGACUUGAAAGCAGCCCAGAGGGCCAAGAAGAGCCGAGGGGAGUGCUUUGAGAGCAGGGAGGUGACUUACAAACGCCUGCUGGAGCUGGCAGAGGAUGGAAAUGUCGACCAGCUGCUCAAUAGCUUCGUCGAGAAGGAGCAUAAGAUCUUCGCCUGCUUCCUCUAUGCCUCUGAGCUCAAUGACGAUAUCCAGAAGAUUCAGAGGAAGAUCAAGGAACUCCAGAUUGAAAUUGCAUCCCUGGUGAAGGCUCGGAAGCAUGCAGAGACCAAGAACUUUCAUCUUGUGAAGGAAGUGGAGAAAAAUCUAACGGAAACCACUGAGGAAGCCAACCUCUACGAAUACCUGAGCAAAGAGAGAAGCAAAAUCCUGGGCCAGCUCAAAUCCAGCAUGGAAAUCCUGAUCAAAAGACUCGACUGCGACACUACGGCCAUAAUGAAGCAGCUUGGAGAAAAAGGGGAGAUCACGGAUUCGAACCUGAUGCAGUAUUUUGGUCUUGUGGAGAAGAAGGCCAAUGAGCUCCUGCUGCUGGAGUCCAUCCUGCGCUACACCCUGACUGAAGGCACUUCUCCGGACCUGCCCUUCACCAACCCACUGCUGGGAAGUCCUGAGCUCCUCCAGGAGAUCAACUGGUCCCAGAUCUGCCCACCACCUCCCACCCUGAACGCCAACAACAACGCCAUCGAUGCCUUGGAGGUGCCUCUGGACCAUGGUCAGCUCCGUCAGAUGGUUCUCCAGAACCACAAGAAGGACUGGGACAACGCUGCUGGCACGGAUGAGACUGCACCAGGGAUGGAAUAAAUAGUUUUAAUCUUGAGUUCCCCUCUG
Neopsephotus bourkii (Bourke's parrot) is the source of this 1053-nucleotide messenger RNA. RefSeq names its product coiled-coil domain-containing protein 63-like. The transcript is spliced from 6 exons. NCBI's taxonomy places the organism in Eukaryota, Metazoa, Chordata, Aves, Psittaciformes, Psittacidae. The record is from RefSeq and is a predicted model, not a curated record. The annotation marks the transcript as partial. Gene Ontology annotation, cellular component: axoneme. Gene Ontology annotation, biological process: cilium movement; outer dynein arm assembly.